Molecule: messenger RNA, 2445 nt
Organism: Sebastes umbrosus (honeycomb rockfish)
Lineage: Eukaryota; Metazoa; Chordata; Actinopteri; Perciformes; Sebastidae
Gene: lgsn
Product: lengsin, lens protein with glutamine synthetase domain
Exons: 4
Coding region: 312-2417 (701 amino acids)
Biological process (GO): lens morphogenesis in camera-type eye
Cellular component (GO): membrane; cytoplasm
Molecular function (GO): glutamine synthetase activity
Source: RefSeq, a predicted model, not a curated record
AAGCUCACACAGAGCCGCUGAGCUCUGCAGUUUCACUCUGCAACCACACAAAAGCACCUCUGAAUUGUCCUCACGAGCAGCCAAUGAGCUCAAAGCAGCGGCAGCGGCAGCGGCUCGGCGUUCCACCGGCGGCCGGCUGCUGCCAGUUUCCAGCCGGACUCCCGCGGGUGUCGAGGGGGGCAGAAAGAAUCUUCUAAUCCGUCACCAUUGUACCAAUUGUCUAUAAAGAUUGAUGUGCGCGUGAAGCUCUGCCUUCACAGGAGGGCUAUCAAAUUCUAAAUCACACUUCAUGAAAGAGUCCAAACAAAGAAAUGAAUGAUUCGGAAGAUUUCAAGACUCGUGACCGACUGUGUGUUUUCCAGGAGAGUCGAAGCAAAGACCAGAUCGACGGCACCCGGAUGAGCCUGGGCCACAGGAAGGGAGUGAGGGUGAGUGGGAAACACGCUCCUCCGGUGGACUGGGGCAGCAGGAGAGGAGGUCCGUCCAUCGUCCACCCUCCCACCAGCAUCGCUUUACCUCCAGACACCCCCACGGUGAUCUCCAUCGGCCCGCUGCCUCACAGGCCCCCCGAGCGCGUUGACGAUCCCAGGAUGGACCGAGCUGCCGCCGGGGACGACUGGACCACAGAGGAGUCCUCUCAAACCAGAGCGCCCUACGGUGACGGGGGCGUCCCCCGGCAGACCAUGGAGGAGCUGAAGACCAUCCUGAGGGACAGUCCUCUGCUCAGCAUCCGGGGGAGAGAUGAUGGGAAGCCAGGGAGUCCUUACACGUACCUGCAUGGAAGCAGCAGCAGCAGCGGCGGUGGCGGCAGUGGAAGGCCCGACGGACGGCAGGACGAUGGAAACCCCAACAGGACGUUCAGCACCUUCAAACCCCAGUGUGACGCUUCCAGAAGGGGGCCCAGGUCCACAGAUAGCACAUCUAUUCAGCAGCCUUCCGGCGUGGAUCCAUCCAGCUCUCUCAGGUCUGAUGCCAACACAAAUAGGCAGCCUGGAGUUGGAGCUCACACAUACGCCAGCGGAGGCUCCUGGGGAGAGACUGGAGCUACUCACACAGAUAACGGAAAGGAGACGGUCGAGGUCUUUGGGAAUCAGCGGUUCAUUGCAGCCAUGGAGCAGAUCAAGCAGCAGAUCGCCAGAGAAAACAUCAACUUCGUCCGCUUUGAGGCCACCGACCUCCACGGGGUGUCCAGGUCCAAGACAGUGCCUGUCCGCUUCUUCCACGAGAAAGCAGUGUACGGGGUACCGAUGCCGAGAAGCUACUUGGAGCUGACCCUGAGCCCUAAGAGCAACGAAGUGGACAACGCCAGCGCCGCCAACUUCAGCAGUGAUGUCCUCCUGAUCCCUGACCUUUCGACCUUCAGGGUCUUACCCUGGGCCGAGCAGACGGCCCGGGUCAUCUGCGACCCCUGCACGGUGACAGGAAGCCCCCUCCGCACUUCACCUCGCCUCAUCGCCAAGCAGCUCCUCGGCCAGCUCCAAAGCCUGGGAUUCUCCCUGCACUCGUCCUUCACUUACGAAUGCUGCGUCCUCGGAGCGCCGGACCGCAUCGGACCAAAGACGCUCCUGUUCCCGGCCACCACGCUGCUCGGCAACCACGACCUGCCUUUCUUCCAGCAGCUGGUGGACAGCAUGUACUGCAUGGGCGCAGACAUAGACAGCAUUGCGUCCGCGAUCGGCCCCGGCCAGAUGGAGAUCAACCUGAGGCCAGAGUUUGGGAUCGCGGCCGCAGAUACCGCCUUCACCUUCCGCACUGGCAUCAAAGAGAUGGCUCGUAAACACAGCUACAUCGCCAGCUUCUUCACCGACGACGGCCUGUACAACGCCGGGGUGCUCUCUCACAGCUUGUGGGAUGCUAACGGGCGUCGUAGCCUCUUCCUUAGCGGGGAGAAGACGGGCGAGCUGUCUGAGAUCGGCAGGAAAUGGCUGGCCGGGCUCCUCGCCCACUCCGCCGCCCUGAGCUGCCUGAUGUCGCCCGGCCUGAGCUGCCGAAGCCACAUCGCCAAGACCAUCAAAGACCCCAAACGGAUGCUCUACGCCACCUGCGGCUGCAACGAUAACAGCAGCUCCUUUAACAUCAAGUGUCACGGCGGGAGGGAGACGCACAUCGACAACAAGCUGGGCUCAGCCAUGGCCAACCCUUACAUCGUGCUGGCCGCUACUGUGGCCGCGGGACUGGACGGCAUCAGGAGAAACCUGAACAUCGACGCCGGUCUGAACAAAGCGCCCUGCCAGCAGAAGGACUUUGCCGUUCCCGUGAAGAUGGACGACGCUCUGGAGGCGUUGGGGGAGGACCACGUCAUCCGCAGCACCCUCGGAGAGCCGUUUAUUCAGUAUUUCAUCGCCAUGAAAAAGUUUGAGAUUGAGACCCAAGAACUGGAUGAUGAGAGGAACAAGUGCCUCGAGUAUUUCAUCUAGAAACACACUAAUAAAAGCAUGAAAACAG